Messenger RNA from Perca fluviatilis (European perch), 1471 nucleotides. Its product is annotated as ras association domain-containing protein 7-like. NCBI's taxonomy places the organism in Eukaryota, Metazoa, Chordata, Actinopteri, Perciformes, Percidae. Bases 137 to 1315 code for a protein of 392 amino acids. The transcript is spliced from 6 exons. Gene Ontology annotation, biological process: signal transduction. The record is from RefSeq and is a predicted model, not a curated record.
UUCCUCCUCCUUCCCAGCUGAAGUAUCUGUAGGUGAGUAUUUGGGUCAGAGCCGUGCAUCAGCCUGGACACACAACAGGGACAGAGACCAAGGACCAUCAUUAAAACUGAGAGAAGCUUGAACUAACAGGUCAAAGAUGGAGCUGAAGGUGUGGGUGGAGGGCGCGGUCAGAGUGGUCUGCGGCCUAUCACUGAAAACUUCCUGCCAGGAUGUCGUCAUAGCUCUUGCACAAGCGAUUCGUCAGACCGGUCGUUACAUUCUUAUCUUCAAGAUACGAGGCACUGAGAGACAGCUGGUUGCCGACGACUGUCCUCUUCAGCUUCUGGCUCAGCUGGGACAGCUGGCUUCAGAGGUCCAGUUCAUUCUGCGGAGGACAGGUCCCAGCCUCAGUGAUGCUCGAGACACACCCGAAACAAAAAGACGUUUUCCCCUUCCCCAACCAUCAGAACCCGAGCCCCUCAAACGCAACGAGCCACACAAGGCUCUCACCUUCAGUCUGGGCCCCUCAACACAUCCCAAGAGGACCAAACCCAGCCGGGCCUGGUCUCCGUCACCCCGAGACUCCCCAGAACCCAGAGCUUCCCCUGUCUCUUUCCUAGACCCUGUCAACCCUGUGGAGGCAAUUCCCCCUUCCUCCUCCAAAGAGGAGAUGUUUAGGCAGAUUCUGCAGCAGCAGUAUAGGCUGCAAGACCUGGAGAUUCAGCUUCACGCUCUGGAGAGAGAGACAGAGGUGUUGGAGCGAGCACGGUCGUCUGCCACAGUUCCUGGUCUGACUCCGGUCCCUGAAGGCGAACUGGAGAAACUGGAGCAGCGUCUGAGGCAGAAUGAGGCAGAUUUGAUGCACAGCGAGCAUUGGGAGGAGCAGUUACAGGAAGAGCUGGACCGAGAACAAGAAAUGCAUAGACGUCUACACCAGAUACACUCAUCAAUGGAUGAUGACAGUCAUCGGAUCAAGGAGCUCCAAGCGCGUUCUGAACAUCUACAACAGCACAUAGAGCACAGAGCCCACAGACAAAGGUCUCGGGCCAGCGCUCGGCAGCCAGAAGAGACCCUGAGGCCUCUGGAGCAGGAGCUCCACUUCCGCCUGCAGCAGGGAGAGGAACUGGCUGCAACGCUGUCAGAGACAAAGAGGGUCCGACAAACUACGGAGGAAAAGCUGCAGGACCGAUGGAAGACGGUGGAGGAUCUGAACAUGGAGCUGAGACAGUGUAAGCUGCAGCAGUUUAUCCAGCAGACCGGCAGUCCAAACGCAGACCAGACUAACUUUCUGCCUGUCCCUGAAGUUUACCUCAGCAGCGCUGGUAUAAUGGAGUAGGAGCAGCCAAGUCACUGACCUCAUGAACUGGAAGUUCUCUGAAACCUCUAAAGCCCGUCCAGUGUGUGUGUGUGUGUGUGUGUGUGUGUGUGUGUGUGUGUGUGUGUGUGUGUGUGUGUGUGUGUGUGUGUGUGUGUGUGUGUGUGUGUGUGUGUG